GUUCAGUUCGUUUUCUGCUCUGGUGUGGUUUGGUGGUCGAAGUUUGCUUGCGAUCUAAAGAUAUAUUUCGCACAAUUUUUAGUUUUAAUAAUUUUCUUUAUUCUACAAUUCGUUCAAGUUUUGCUGUCUAAUUAGUACUGAAUUAGGAAAAAAUAUUUUUGUGUUCAUUUAAGAUGAGAGAAAACAUUUGAUGAAGUUCAAUCAUGUCUGGAGAACCAACUUUAUAGUUUGCUGAAUUUUCAUCGCAUUGAGUAAACUUGGUGUUUUAUCGUGAGCUUGUAGUGGUGUAAUGUUGCGCACUCUUGCAAGAUAGUGAAGUAGCGUGAAUCAAAGUUGCACUUAGGUUUCUGCUUAAAAGAAACGAACAGCGAAUCAACUUCAAGUAUUUUUCAUACCCAUCAAAGUGACCAACUUAAACCGCAUGAUUCGUGAGAGAAAGUUUCCAUAGUGUGCGUGGAUUGCUCUAAUCCCGUAAUUGAACGAGUGUACUGUGUAUGCUAUCAUUUACGUUAGCCAAUAUUGCGUUUAGACGAAAAUGAUAAAAUCGUCUGGUCUUAUCAGUAUAUCGAUUUACAAACAGUUAAACUAGCUAGCUGGAUUUUUUGUCCUCAUGUGAUUCAAACAGUGCGCGCUAACAUUACUAUACUGCCGAUAUUUUUGUUGUGAAUUUCUGCAAUGUGUUAAGUGUAUUUCGAUAGCAUUGAAUAUUAGGCGAGAAGAGAAAAAAUAUGAACACAUAACCAAUCGUACAAAAGUCAUUCAACUUCUUGUUACUCGAGAUUGUCUGAAGGAGCACAUUCCUGUAUUGAAGGGGUAUUCGUUCAAACCUUAUGUGAAUGUGUGCGCGAAAAUUAUGACCGGCUUUUCAUGAUACAUUGCAUCUGCAGAAUUCAAUAAGUUAACUCAUAAAAGAUAAUCAGACUAACGUGUUGCACUGCUGUAUCGGAUAUACCGGUGAAAAUGGCACACAAUAAACGUCAUGAUUUCCUCAUCGUAAGUCUGAACUUGUUGAUAUUGAUGAAUCAAUGGUCAGUCUCAACAGCCGAUACGGUCCCAUCACUUGGUCAUACCGGUGGAAACAGUAGUGAAAAUCAAUUGCAAAAUGAGGGUGGUGCUGUUUCUGCCACCAAACGGAGUUGCUCUAAUGUGCAUCCACUUUUCGAACAGCGAGGUUUCGAUAGAACCAACAUGCCAACUGACCCAGUUACAGAUAGGCCGCUACGAUACUGUGAUGUGCCACCUGGGGGGACCUGUUGCACGCACACUAUCGAGAACAAACUCGCAGUGCAUGCGAAAACUCUCUUGGAACGAAAUACCAAAGACUCGAUCACCAAGCUGUCCUCAGUAUUGGGAAUCCGGGCGCAAAAAUUCAAUGACUUCUUCAAGCAGUUGCUCACAGAAUCUAAAGCUGAAUUCCAUGCAAUGUUUAAACGAACCUACGGUACAAUCUACGAGCAGAAUGCGUACGUUUUCGCUGAUCUAUUUACCGAACUGGAACGGUACUAUGCGAACGGAAAAGUUGACCUGGGGGAAGCAAUGGAUUCUUUCUUCAAUGUUCUGUACCAGAAAAUGUUCACGGUCCUCAAUUCGCAGUACACUUUCAACACCAAAUACCUCGGGUGCGUUAGCGAGCAUAUGAAAGAACUGAAACCAUUCGGAGAUGUCCCAGAUAAGCUUUCGGUUCAAAUCAAAAGGUCGUUCGUAGCGACACGUACAUUUGCUCAGGCGUUAAACUCGGCUGCCGAUGUCGCCAAGAAUAUGGUGAAUGUACGGUUAACAGCUGAGUGCACAGCAGCGUUGACAAAAAUGAGCACGUGUAAUACUUGUGCAGGAUUUCUGGAAAAACCGUGUACGUCUUAUUGCGUAAACGUGAUGAAGGGUUGUCUGCAAAAUUACCUUGAAUUGGACGCAGAAUGGGAUUCGUUUGUGGCCACGAUGGAACGCGUGUCCGAUCGAUUGCUGGGACCCUUCAAUAUUGUGAUGGUUGUUGAACCGAUUAAUAUUAAAAUCUCAGAGGCCAUCAUGAACUUUCAGGAAACUGGCCAAGAUAUUUCCAAUCGUGUGUUUCAAGGAUGUGGAAAACCUGCUCUUGGUCGUCGAAGAAGAUCAGCAGGAUUAGGCUCUUUCUCCGAAUUGAAAUCGAUAGGAAAUGGACGAGACUUCAAACAAGCAGUGACCAAAACGCAUGCACAAGAUGAUAGCGACAUUUUUAUUUUUGACGAAGAAAGUGUAUUCAGCGAUAGACAGAAGAGGUCAGCACAGGAUUCGUCUAGUCACGAAUUAAAAUACGAACCGGUGCAAUUCUCCAAUGGAGAGAUUCAAUUCACGAACAACAACAGUCCCCCUAGUCAUCACCAAAUACAGACUGAAAAUACCAAUACCAACCGAAGCAACCGAAGAAAGAACAAUCGGAAGCAGACUGAGGACGAAGAUGGCAAUCGAGAGCCAAUCGAUCGGCUAGUAAAAGACAUUCGGCAGCGAGUGAAAGAUUCUAAACGAUUCUGGUUUAAUUUGCCGUACAUGUUGUGUAAUAAUGAAGACGUGGCCGCCCUUCCCAGUAGCGAUGGCAGUUGUUGGACUGGGCACACCAUUGAUCGCUAUAUUCACGCUGUGGCUUCCGAGGCAGAUAAGAAUCCGGAAUUCCCAAACCGUUCGGUAAACAAUCGGCAAAGUGCAAUAGUACAACAACAACUAUAUACGCUACGUACUGCUAUUAGCCAGCUACGUAAUGCUUAUAACGGACAUGACGUGGAAUGGACUGACCAAGAGGACAAUUACUAUGGAAGUGGGUCCGGUGGCGGUAGCGGCUUUGACGAGGACGAAGAAGCUGGGUCUGGUCUUGGACCAUGGCCAGAAGUAGACGAACGAUCGCACGUGCCUGGCGUAUCAGGACAGCCGAAUGGUGCUGGUGAAACGGAGAAUACCAGUAACAAUAGUGAUUUCGAGUAUACCAGUCAUAAAACAACGCCGGUCGCGGAGGGAGGCAGCAGUAGUAGUGGCGGAAAAUCCACUACUACCGGUAGUGGCAGCGCAAGAGUUCCACAAAUGUCGAUACGGAGAGCCUUGCUGCACUUCUUCCUGCCGCUUGUGAUGGCUUGGUUUGGCGGAUUGUUUUCCGAUUUGCUGUGAUUUGUUUAAAAGUAGCUAUACAAUAUGUAUAUUUUAAAUCGUAUUGUUUUUAACUUAUACCAACCAUCCAAAAGUUUCGUGGAAUGUAAGGACAGGUUUGACAGAGAAUGUUAAAAAAGAGAUGUGCAUAUAUUUAUAGAUAGAUGCUCUUUUUGAAAGUUUCGGAUUGUAAGUUUGUUGCUGUACACGUUCCAAAUGUGAUGAGAUUCUUCCGGGCAGCUUGAUAUCACUUGCAGUCAACCUUUAAUACGUAACCAAUCAUGGUUAGACUCCUCAAUUUUGUCUAAUUGUAUGUAAGCUUUGAAACCGAUAAGUAGCUAACAUGUUUGUGUUUCUAUGUCCAAGUAAGUAGGAAAAUGUUUUGAAAUUUAGUUACUUAUUUUUAUACUAAGGCGGUGAGACACAAUAUAUGUCACAUUUAUUUAUCUAACAAAUCGCGAACAAGAUGUUCAAAACAUAAAUAACCGAGAAAGUAUUUGUCAAACUACUCAAAUAGGUAUUCGAUCAUUUCCCAGUGUUAUAUAAUAGGUAAUACCGAUAUCUUGUACAAUGAUUACUUAACUUUCCGACACAUGCAACGCGCAAUUGUAAUAGUAAGUACAUAUUGCAUUUAGAAACACCGCCAUUGUGUAACGCCAUUCCUUCUUUGCUCAAAUUUUGUUGCAAACAUUUUACUUAAAUGCGAAGGGAGCAGAGGUUGAAAUGCGAUUUCAUUAUUAAUAUUUAGGCCUUAUAACAACUCUAGUCAAAUUAAAUAGAAAACUUCUCCUUCCUUCGCGUAUACAAAGGAUCUGUUACAUAACUCCUUUGCUUCCUUUUUCCUUAAGCUAGAUUCAGUUCUUUUAACAAUAGCUCUGCUGUAAUCAAAUCUCAUUCGACUGCCCAUGGAAAGCUACUUAUUUGCCAACAAAAAGCCACUAGUACUGUUUUACGUACAGUUAACAACCCUGUAAAUAAUUGAUUUAAGUUAAUUAGUUAGCAUAACAAAACAAAUAACGUGCAGAGUAUGUGAGCAAACGUGAGAUCCUAGAAAUAUUUAUUAACUUCCUUCAAUUGGUAAUAUAUUUUAAUUUAUGUAGACAAAAUUUAUGUUUAUUUAGCGCUAGAUACCUUCCUGAAACAAAAUUUAAGUUUGAAUUGAAAGCAAUUGGAUACACUUCACGGCUCAUUCGCCAGUUAAAUCUCAUAAACGAAUCCUAUUGCAAAAAAAAAAUCGUCUCCUUGUGACUUGUAUGAUAAAACGCUGCAUUAUUGAUACAGGGGUUAUAGUAUUAUAAGAUAUAGUUCGACGCAUUUUUACAGAACAUGAGUCGAGCGUUUGCUGAGAUAGGUAUGGAUUGUACAAACGCAAAACCUUCUUAGUAAAUUUUGAUAAAACAGGCGAUUGUGGCAACCUCCCUUUCCUGCUGGUACAAUAAUCGUGUAGUGAUAGAAGACUCAUAUCAAAGUACCUUUCUAGAUCUUCAACUGGCAGUAUGAGUAACGGAACGCGAAUGUCGCACAAGCUGAAAUAAAGUAGGUUACAUUGAUUGUUGUAUCCCAUUUUUAUCUAUACGACAGUGUGCAUCAGUGAGAAACAAUUGUAUGGUGAUACCGAACUUAGAAUAUGUAAUACAAAUUGUCACUGAAGAGUAUUAACUAUAUGAAAGUAUAUGCAAAUAUGCGAAAUAAAACCAAUUUAUAAAAA
Topomyia yanbarensis is the source of this 4816-nucleotide messenger RNA. It is a transcript of the gene dlp, whose product is annotated as glypican-4. NCBI's taxonomy places the organism in Eukaryota, Metazoa, Arthropoda, Insecta, Diptera, Culicidae. The transcript is spliced from 8 exons. Gene Ontology annotation, biological process: regulation of signal transduction; regulation of protein localization to membrane; cell migration. Gene Ontology annotation, cellular component: extracellular region; synapse; plasma membrane. The record is from RefSeq and is a predicted model, not a curated record. The coding region runs from base 961 to 3129 and encodes 722 amino acids.